Vicia villosa (hairy vetch) is the source of this 1554-nucleotide messenger RNA. Its product is annotated as B3 domain-containing transcription factor VRN1-like. Bases 84 to 1385 code for a protein of 433 amino acids. The transcript has 7 exons. NCBI's taxonomy places the organism in Eukaryota, Viridiplantae, Streptophyta, Magnoliopsida, Fabales, Fabaceae. The record is from RefSeq and is a predicted model, not a curated record. Gene Ontology annotation, molecular function: DNA binding.
AGUUGCAUAGUGGGCAUCGAUAAAUGGACCUUUUCUUUACAUUGCUUGAAAGCCAUAAACAUUUCUCUAAUUUCCCUUGAAUCAUGGCCAUUCGCCAUCCUCGAUUUUUCAAGGUCAUGCAGAAUCACAAAGAGGAGAUUAGACUUCCGAAGAAAUUCGUGGAGAAAUAUUGGAAAGGAAUUUCAAAUCCGGUGUUACUUAUUCUACCAAAUGGAGUUGAACACAAAGUAUUUUGGAUUGAACGUGACGGUGAUAUUUGGUUUCAAAAGAACUGGGAAAAACUUGCAAAAUUUUUAAAAUGUAAUUAUUUUUUAACUUUUAAAUUUAUAUGUGAAUCACAUUUUAAGGUUAAAAUAUAUGACACAACCACUUUAGAAAUAGAUUAUUCCCAUAUAAAAUUUGUAAGUGAAGUUGAUGAAGGUGUAAAAGAAGCUGAAGACGUUAUUGAAGUGAGUGACAAUAGGGAUAAGAGUUUAGAUGAGAGUGAACCAUCCAAGCAUGUUCAAAUGAAAAAAGUUAAUGGCAAGAGAAAAAGUAUGGAUUUUGAUCCUACACAUGAAAAAAUUUCAGGUACUAGCAUAGGAAGCAUGACGGAGAUGUCUAAAGAGUGUCAAACAACCGAAGCUAUGAAUGAGAACCCAAGGUUUGAAGUUAAAUUGACACCAUCUUCUAUCCAAAACUAUAGAUUGAGGAUACCAACUGAUUUUUCUAGGGAAUACUUGAACAAGUUCAAUGGUACGACAACUAUGAGAGUCGGUGAAGACGGAACUAUGAAAGUUAAAAUCAAGUUUGAUGAUAUCUAUAGUCGAUCUAUUGUGAGUGGCGGUUGGACAAGGAUUGUUAAAAAGUAUAAAUUGCAUGUUAAUGAUGUUUGUAUAUUUGAGAUGAUUCAACUCCAACCACCUUCCUUCGUUAUUACUAUUAUUCGAGGAGAAGAAGAUCCAAGCUCGAAGAAGUUGAAAGGUUACAAAGAAGGAAAAUCUUGUGAUAAUAUUGCAAAGAGAAAAGACAUUCCAGAAACUUCUAGGAGCUGUCCAAAGUUACAUGUUCUGGAUGAUUUAGAAGACAAUAGUGUGACUAAAAAGAAUAUAUUUGAAGUUGUUGUCAAUUCAUCAUACCCGUGUGUACCAAAUGCGUUUAUGAAUAGACAUGUUGGAUGUCAUGGAAAAUUCUUGGAGUUGAAAGUGGAAGAAAAAUCUUGGUUUGUGAAACUGAGUUAUUAUCCCACACACAGUACAUUGUAUGCAGGUUGGAGAAAAUUUAGGAAAGAAUGCAAAUUGGAGGCAGGAGAUAUUUGUUUCUUUGAGUUGGUCGAUGAGAACAAAUGUGUGUUUAAGGUUUCAUUUGAAAGGAACAACCUAGGAGAAGAUGUUAGAUCUGUUUGAAUGUUUCUUUGUUUAUGCUUUGUUAUUAUAAGCACUGAUAUAUUUCAUAUGAAUUCUCAGUUAUAUCUGGUAAAAGAGGCGUAGAGUUGUGAUGCUUUCAUAAAUGUUGUAACAGACUCGGGUCGGUCCGUGACAGGAAAUACAUGGGUGCCAAGAAAUACAUGUUCUC